AUGGCAAACAAUUUCUCUCUCUACCACCUCCUCCUGAUGGCACUCACCAUCACCAACCUCCGCCUCAUCUCAACCACAGAGUCUCCUCUACCGGCUUCUUCACCACAGCCAACUCCACUCUCACUCCCACCACCUACUAACCUCUCACCACCACCUGAGCCCCGAUCUACGCCUACCAUCCCAACACCACCACCAACAAUACCCUCUCCACCCAUCACUACAUCACCUCCUCCCUCUCCUACAAUCACCGAGCCACCACCGCUCUCUCCACCAGCCAUUAUGUUUCCAUCACCACCGCCGCCGCCGCCGGCAGAGCUCCAAGCACAGCAACUCAACAACAUAAUCGAUGCACUAAUCGGAGCGGGCGACUUUGCGGGUUGGGCCAAUAUUCUCUCCUCCACCGAUCCAUCAACCCUCCCUCUCUCCUCCACCCUCUUCAUCCCCGGCAACGAAGCCCUCUCUCACCUCCCCACCGACACCGCCACCGGCAUGGAAAACUUCGAAGCAUUCCUCAUACCGUAUCACAUAGUCCCCCAACGCCUCUCUUUCUCUGACCUCCAACUCUUCAAGACCAGCACUCGCCUCCCCACUCUCUUACCCUCCAAAACCAUCCUCAUCACCAACAAUUCUCUCUCCAACUUCACCAUUGACGACUCUAUCGUCAGUCACCCAGAUAUCUACCUAAACUCAGCCAUGGCGGUCCACGGCAUUGGCGCCAUUCUUGAUUACACUGUCUACGGCGGUGACUUCUUCGCACCACCUGACCCAAUUCAGGUCCCUGCACCGCCACAACCGGUGGUUCCUCCAUUUUUUCCCACCGGGGAAAUUAUAGGUGGCCGGAG
Molecule: messenger RNA, 842 nt
Organism: Ilex paraguariensis (yerba mate)
Lineage: Eukaryota; Viridiplantae; Streptophyta; Magnoliopsida; Aquifoliales; Aquifoliaceae
Source: the annotation of a GenBank genome assembly